AUGAUGAAAUUUCUUGUUUCCGUUGGACUCUGGACUGCGUUUGCUGUUGGAUAUCAACGUCUGGUCGGGAAGAGAUGCUUAUUUCCGUUCGGGCUUCACUGCACUGGAAUGCCAAUAAAGGCCUGCGCAGACAGACUAAAACGAGAAAUGGAAGAUUUUGGUUGCCCACCAAAAUUUCCUGUCGAAGAAGAAGAAUCACCGAAAGAGGAAGUGAGUAGCCUGGAUGAGAUCACUAAGGAUAAAAGUAAAGGAAAGAAGAGUAAACUGGUUGCUAAGACUGGAUCUUCGAAAUAUCAAUGGCAGAUCAUGCAAUCGUUGGGUUUGGAUGAUGAAGAAAUCAAGAAAUUUGCCAGUACUGAUUACUGGCUUGAGUACUUCCCGCCGUAUUGUAUCUCGGAUCUGAAGAAAAUGAGUUUGAAGGUAGAUUGGCGCCGUUCCUUCAUCACUACAGAUGCAAAUCCUUAUUAUGAUUCGUUUGUUCGGUGGCAGUUCGGGAAGUUGCGGGCAGCAAAGAAAAUCGAUUUCGGCAAGAGGUACACCAUAUAUUCGCCGAAGGAUGGGCAACCUUGUAUGGACCACGAUCGUUCGAGCGGUGAAGGUGUCGGACCACAAGAGUACACGUUGGUUCAGUUGAAGGUUGUUGAUCCGAAACCUACUGCUCUAGCUCACAUCAAUAAGCCAGUUUACCUGGUAGCAGCGACUCUAAGACCUGAAACCAUGUAUGGACAAACAAACUGCUACCUCCACCCAGAUAUACAAUAUUCGGCGUUUUAUGCCGGGGAGAAGGAAGACAUGGUAUUUAUAGCAACUGCAAGAGCUGCCAGGAACAUGUCGUACCAAGGCCUUACUGCUGAAAAUGGCGUAGUGCACUACGUGGAAGGACUAGAGAAGUUCCCAGGAAGCAAAAUUCUUGGAGCGGGGUUGUCUGCUCCACUUGCAACGUAUCCAAAGGUUUAUGCUCUACCAAUGUUGACUAUCAAGGAUGACAAAGGUACCGGAGUAGUGACAUCUGUCCCAUCUGAUUCUCCGGAUGACUUUGCCGCUCUAACGGAUCUGAAAAAGAAGAAGCCGUUACGCGAGAAGUAUGGAAUUACUGACGAGAUGGUUCUGCCGUUUGAGCCGGUGCCGAUUAUCGAGAUUGAAGGACUGGGGAAUCUAGCUGCAGUGGAGAUGUGCAAAAGACUGAAAAUUGAAUCCCAGAAUGAGAAGGAUAAGCUGGAGGAGGCGAAGAAGGAAGUUUACCUGAAAGGAUUUUAUGACGGGGUGAUGAUUGUUGGCAAGUAUGCUGGACAGAAAACAGCAGAAGUCAAGAAGCUCAUUCAGACAGACCUUAUUGAAGAUGGUCUUGCCAAAAAAUAUGUGGAACCCGAGAAGAAGAUCAUAAGUAGAAGCGGUGACGAGUGUGUGGUAGCUGUGGUAUGUCUUCCCGACAUCGCAUCGACUUGGAUGAUGAUCGUAGGCGAGAUCGCGAUCGAGACAGGGACCGAGAAAGGGACAGGAAAUCUCGCAGACGAUGAUAAGCCAAAAUACUAUCGUCUAGCAGACCAUUUCAAUGAAUGCGCUAUGCGGAGUCAGCAUAGCAAGCUUUCCCUCUGUUUCAGCUUCGGCAUCACGCUUGUGGUGUUCUUGACGAUGUUCACUUUAAGCCGAGAUUCUGAGAACCCUGAAGAAGAAUACAGCGAAAGCGAAUUUGUCAAGCUUAUCACAGCUGCGUACGGAGAAAGCAGGCUGCUGGAACGAAUAUGCCUCAGCGAUUCCACAUGUUUUGAGGUUAGAGACGAAACUAUGACAAUAAAUAAUAGAACAAUCUUCAUAAGAUCAGCAGGGAAGUUACUACUCGUUAUGACGAGGAUUGCUCUUAAAUUCCCAAAAAGGCUUUCAUGGAGACAUAUCGACACCAGCAACUGGGAGAUUGACUUCAGCAUUAAUACUGGCGGUGCAACAUAUGCAAUGCUAAAAGAACUAUACGCAUGCGGUGUCCUGAAAGAAAAUGAAAAAUCCGAAGCGCGUGUCUUAUUAAUCGGACUCGGUGGAGGUUUUCUCAACGGAUACAUGCAUAAAAUCUUUCCACAGAUGAACAUCACUGUUGUAGAAAUUAACAACAGAACAAUAGAAAUGGCUCAACGAUGGUUUGGUCUACAAACAGACGAACACCACAAAGUGAUUCUAAUGGAUGGGAUCAAAUACAUAAAAGAAAGUGUUGAAAAAGGCCGACGAUUUGACAUUAUAUUUCUGGACGCGUGCUUUUUGAAAGAGGGUACUGACUUUAUGUGUCCGUCUGCAGUAUUUCUCGAAAACGAUGUGAUAAAGAACAUUGCGCAGUUACUUGGGGAAAAAGGUGUUCUUGCCGUGAAUGUAUUGCUUUACAGUUCUGGCGACGAGGCGCUGGAAAAGAUUACCUCCAAAUUUGAACAACACUUCAAAUAUGGGAAGCUGUCUCAAGCUCAGUACAGUAGUAACUACGCUCUUAUUUUGUCGCCGUUUCAUUAUGUUGGACUUCACAGCAACAAAACAAAUGACCAGCUAAAGUAA
Messenger RNA from Necator americanus (New World hookworm), 2532 nucleotides. RefSeq lists its product as uncharacterized. Bases 1 to 2532 code for a protein of 843 amino acids. Gene Ontology annotation, molecular function: aminoacyl-tRNA deacylase activity; leucine-tRNA ligase activity; ATP binding. Lineage: Eukaryota; Metazoa; Nematoda; Chromadorea; Rhabditida; Ancylostomatidae. The transcript is spliced from 25 exons. Gene Ontology annotation, biological process: leucyl-tRNA aminoacylation. The record is from RefSeq and is a predicted model, not a curated record.